Molecule: messenger RNA, 4299 nt
Organism: Epinephelus fuscoguttatus (brown-marbled grouper)
Lineage: Eukaryota; Metazoa; Chordata; Actinopteri; Perciformes; Serranidae
Gene: tmem267
Product: transmembrane protein 267
Exons: 3
Coding region: 111-854 (247 amino acids)
Source: RefSeq, a predicted model, not a curated record
AAGCACCACAGAAGAAGACACAUUACUGGCGGUUGGAUUACUAGUGCAGUGCAAUGGGUCUACCUGACUCCUGCUGACCCUAAGAUCGGCCCCCACAGCCAUCUGUCAACAUGCAAGGAUUCUACUCCAAGCUCGACUCCUCCCCCUCCUCGUCCCCGUUACUGGGGGUCGGCCUCGGGGGAGACGGUGCUCCCGUGCCCCUCAGCCUGGCUGUGGAGACAGAGAAAGCUCAGGCCCUCCUACAGACGUUCAGCUCCGCCUCUCUGCUGGCGUCUGCAGGACUCGGUAUGUUCUGCGUAGUGGCGGACCACACCCUCCAGCUGUCCGUCAUCCAGAACCACCUGUGGCUGCGCGCUGCCUUGGACAACGCCACGCAUGGAUUGGUGGGGCUGUGGUCAUGGGCUGUUGUUAUUGGACUAAGGAAAAAGAGCGAUCUGUACGAGGUGCUGCUCGCCGGUCUUCUGGCGUCAAUCAUAGACCUGGACCACUUCUACAUGGCUGGAUCCCUGUCACUCAAGGCUGCUGUCUCGCUCCCUCAGCGUCCUCCUCUCCACUGCUCCUCUCUCAUCCCCAUCCUCUGCCUCUCCCUACGCUUCCUCAUGUGGAUCGGACGCCUCAAAGACGCUUGGUGCUCCUUGCCGUGGAUGCUUUUCAUCUCCAUGGCCACGCACCACGUCCGGGAUGCCGUGCGCCACGGCCUGUGGGUGUGCCCGUUCGGCAACACGGCGCCGCUCCCCUACUGGCUGUACGUCAGCACCACGGCAACGCUUCCUCACCUGUGUUCGGUGCUCAUGUAUCUGACAGGAACCAGAGACGUGAUCUCCACCAAACACGGGGUGGCCAUCGAUGUUUAGAAGUCAGCGACUCACCAGCGACACCUAGUGCUGAUAUGGUAUGGAUUGUUCCACGCUGUUUGAGACAACUUUUAGAUACUUGAAAUCACUGGAGGAAACAUUUGUGGCACUGGAAGCUGUCACUGUAUGAUAAUGAGGGAGAAAGGUACAGUUUAGGAAACAUCUGUAAAAUACAUGUAAGCUUUUUAAGAAAGGAACGUUCCAGUGUAAGUGCCAAUCAUGGACUUUUUUCUGAGAUUUUUUUCCUGGUGUUUUGGAAAUGUAUCCGAAUCCUGUUGACUUAUCUCAAGAGUGAUGCUUAUCUCUGGUAACUGUUGUAAGUGUUUGGGGAUCGACUCUUUAAAGCUUUGACAUAUCGUUUUGCAGAGGCUCGCCUGCUGUCUGUUCACCUAUCCAAACCCUCAUAAGGGACCUGAGACUUCACGUCAUCUCUUGGCCUCUGAACUCUUAACUAACCUGAACUUUCACUAUCUGUCCUCAUCCUAAGAAGGAACACUCAAGGAAAAGUCAACCAAAGGUCCACCACAGGCUGUACGACACUGACAUCAUGUUAUUACCAGUGUCACCUUCACCCUCAGUGUGUCCAGCAGUAUAUUACCACUGUUAUUCCACUGCUCAUCUGCCAUAGUAGUGAAGUGUAAUGUGUCGUGCAUUCAUUGUAGAGUAAGUAGUAAAUCUAGCACAUUCCAGUAACAGCUCCAUUAUUAAUCACCCCUAAACACAUAUUAUCUUUUGUUGUAACAACCAGAAGCAUCACCUCUCUGCCACUUGAGGCUGCGUACGUUUUGCGGCUUGGAUGAGCCAAUCACAAAUAACCUACACAUGCCACUUUUUUUACAGCGGCAAUUUUGAAUCUACAGUAAACCUGGUUUAACUGUUGCCAUAAAAGUUUGGAUUAGCUGCUCAGACACAGAUGUUAGUUUAAUCUAAAGCAUGAGGGGCCAGAUGCAUAAAUGAUGUGUAGGUUCUCCAUCAACGCUGAGAGAGACACAGAGCUGCUCCUCUGUUUAAUCUGUUCAUUAGUCUACAGUAUGUUGCACGUGCUACACUAAAUCAGUCUGUGAGAUGACUUAAAUUACCACAGUAGCACACAUACAAUACUGUGGGCCAAUUUUUGCGUUUCCGUUGUCAGUUUAGACGCAGUGCACUGAGUCAAGCUGCGCCGGAGAUGGACCUUCUCUGGAGUAAGUCCACAAGCCAGGUUGCCCACCCUCAAGGUAGUGAUGACAUCUUGUCGACCGUACCGCUCUCAGGACUUUUGUAGCGUCUAACUAAAUCUCUGUGGUUUGCAGUUUCUCUCCUGCAUCCUGUUUUUACUUUAAAUAUCUGCUUUAUUUCACUGUUUCAUGUUCGCCAUCAGCCGUAUUAGAAGUUGUGUGAAGUUGCUGCUCAAAAACCCAAUAUUUACUUACUUUGCUGCUUCAAAACAAAAGUUUUUACAUAACCAAAUAACGGGGGCUUAAUUGUGAAGAAUCUGUAGGAAAUGAAAUGUGUUUAUCACUGAAUUGGCAGCUUUUCUUGAAUAAAGGCAAGUCAUAUAAUAGGGCAGGGAGGAAGAGUGAAGGCAUAAAAACAGCCACAGUGAGAUGCUGACGAAGAGCUGCAGACAACAGGCUCUUACUGCACCUCUGCAAACAGCUCACCUCCAGCAGGUAAACUUCUUUUCCUGCCCUGCUGUGGAAAAACAUGCAGCAAAAAUAACAGAGGACUUUAGCUGUGGAUCAGCUUGUGACUGAACAUGUAGCCCACUUCGAAAAUACCAGGAUAUGAAUUUUUGUCCAUAUCGCCCAGCCUCAGUGGGAAUGAGGUUCGCGCUUGUGUGCCCAGCGCCACAAUGAUUGAGAUUUAUAAAACACAAUCAGGCGUACGCAUGGCUUUUUAAAUCUUAUUAAAAGAAUGCGUAUACACAGUGUUAAUCAUGAAUAUACACAGAAUUUUAUGCAUCUGGUCCCAGUUCUGUCGGCUACUUGUUGAAAGGUGACAAGGCUCUUGUACUGUGCGUGAAUCAACCUAGGAAGUGUUCCAGUUUUAUUACAAAUGGUUGGCGAGUUGUCUAUCUUUCUGUUAUCCUAAAGGAAAACUGCUUUUAUUCUUUAUAGUUUCAAACAGCACAGUCAUCUCUGAGGAUUAUCUUUCUGAUAGAUUAAGCUCUGUUGUUGCAGCAAAAGUUAAAGAUGAAUUAACAUAAUCAACAUUUUGUACUGUAACACCGGUGUGGUGAGUGAACGGUGUCCCAAGUGACCUCUCUAUUUCACAUCAAACAUAGAAAGGAAAGGGACCUAGAGAGAGAUGCUGGAUAUUUAUUUUUGAAGUGUUAAAACAUUCAAGGGAAUAAUUUGUUCAAUAGCGUGUCCAUUGCCAAUAAUAUCAUAUAACUUGUUGAUAUUUACAAAAUUAUGAAAUGUAAAGAAAAUGAAUUGCUGCAUUAACUUGCUGUAUAUUGUUCCACUGCAGUUUGUGUUACGCUUCUGUAAUUAAACAAUUAAUAUAGUACAUCCUACAAACUAAAACUUCCAGCUGGUGAAACCGUGAGUUGCAGAAGGACAUGGGUUGUUGAACUAUUUGUCUUACAUGAAUAUCAUAUAGAACAUUUAGAGAUAGGAAGUCAUGACACAGUUUUAGAUGUAGAUUGAUCCCACAUUCAUUCCUUUAAUGUAUUUGUUUACUAUAUUUUACAUGACACGUAAUAUGGUAUGGUGGUAGAGUGGAUUUAUGGAUUUAGAAACUUCUUAUAGUUAUUUGAAUGUAAUUGCUUUGAGUAUAAAAACGAUGGUGAACUCCUAAAGGGAUUUCUAACAGUCUGCUUCUAUGUUUUUGAUUUGGAAUACAUUUUAAUUUAUGAGGAAAACAUAAUCACAGUAUUCUCAAAUAUCAGACACAAAAAAAAAUCAUAAUUUCCAUGGUUGUAAUGUUGCUUGUUGUCCACUAGGUGGCUGCAGUGAGCUGAAGGGAUUCACAUUUCCCUCCUAAAGUUUGAAUUGCACAGUGUGUUAUAGAUAUUAUAUUUUUUAAAAAAUAUUUGUUUUCUUUUUGUGUGUGUUUCCUUUUUUGCUGCUAUUACACAUCUGUGUUUUUUAAUUAUUUAUGAAAUAUUUCCCUUUUAUGGAUUGGAAACUAUUGGAAACACUGUACUGCACCUACGUAAUUGAAAGUGAUUUUUUGGGGCGGGGGAGAAAGAGUGAUACGAUGGGUGCCAUGUCAUUAUAGUUGCCAUUUUGAACAUCUCUUUAACUGCUGCUUUAUGUUGACAAUGUGACCUUCAUUAAUGCAAUAUUAUGUUGACUUUUGCACAUUUUAAGUUUUAUUUUGUCGUUCAAAUUAUGUUUUGUAUUAUUUCUGUGUUUUUUAUGACAGAGUUUUAAUUUCAAUAGCCAUGAAGUAUAGAUAGUAACAACAUAGUUUUAAUGUAGUGUUCUUUUUAUCUCAAUAAAAUAUAUCCUGUGUA